AUGAUACACUCCCAAAUAUCACUAGUUAGUGUCUUACAUGUGAAUAUGAAGUUGACAAAACACCUUCUUUUCUUAAUACAUCCUUCUUCUUCUUCUUUUUCUUCUUCUCCUUCUUUCACCAUUUUUCUUUUAAUCAUAUUCCUCCUUUUUUCAUUAUUUUCUUUUUGCACUUCUCCCUUUUCUCCUCGUCCUUCUCAUUCAUUUCUUCUUCUUCUUCUUCUUUUUCUCCUUCUUCUUCUUCUUCUUCUUCUUCUUCUUCUUCUUCUUAUUAUUAUUAUUAUUAUUAUUAAUGUGUUUCUUAUGGAAACUCGCUUUCUUGCUAUUUUACAAAACGUUUUUACAUCACAUUUUUUCUUUGUUUUCUUCUUCUCCCACCAUUCUCUCAUAUACUUUCUUUCUCUUAAUGUUUUUCCUAUUAUUUAUCAUUUCUUUCUUUUUGCAUUUCCCCCUUUUGCUCUCAAGCCUUUCCCAUUUUUAUUUCUUAACGCCUUCGUUUUCUCUAUUAUUUGUUCAUAUAUUGUUGUUGUUGUUGUUGUUGUUGUUGUUGUUGUUCUUCUUCUUCUUCUUCUUCUUCUUCUUCUUCUUCUUCUUCUCAUUUACCUUUAA
Molecule: messenger RNA, 606 nt
Organism: Acanthosepion pharaonis
Lineage: Eukaryota; Metazoa; Mollusca; Cephalopoda; Sepiida; Sepiidae
Source: the annotation of a GenBank genome assembly